Trichogramma pretiosum is the source of this 985-nucleotide messenger RNA. Its product is annotated as ATP synthase subunit d, mitochondrial-like. The transcript is spliced from 3 exons. NCBI's taxonomy places the organism in Eukaryota, Metazoa, Arthropoda, Insecta, Hymenoptera, Trichogrammatidae. The record is from RefSeq and is a predicted model, not a curated record. Gene Ontology annotation, molecular function: proton transmembrane transporter activity. The coding region runs from base 101 to 619 and encodes 172 amino acids. Gene Ontology annotation, biological process: proton motive force-driven ATP synthesis.
GCUGGCACUACUGGCAGCUGACCACGUACCGAAUUGCUUGGCUUUGCAUCUUCUGCAAGAUCUGAUUCUCGUAAAAUAGUUUACGAAAUAAACAAUAACCAUGGCUGCCCGACGAUCUCUUAAGGCUAUCAACUGGGCUGGUUUGAUCGAGCGCAUCCCCGAGGCCGAGAAAAACUCUUUGGCCGCCUUCAAAGCCAAAUCUGACCAGUAUUUCAGAAAGGUCCAAGAUUUCCCAGAACAACCACCAAAAAUUGACUGGACUUUCUACAAGAACCGUGUUGCUGUACCUGGUUUAGUCGAUAAGUUUCAAAAAGAAUACGAAUCUUUGAAAAUUGACUACCCAGCAGAUAAGUACACAUCCCAAGUUGAAGCUCAAGAGAAAGAAAGCAUUGCUGCUGUUCAUAAAUUCAUAGAAGAGUCCAAUCAGAGAAUUCAAAAAUAUUCAGCUGAAAUUGAAAAACUGCAGGGUCUUCUUAAAUACAGUGAGAUGACAAUGGAAGAUUUUGCUCAUGCUCACCCAGAUAUUGCUCUCGACCCCAUCAAUAGACCAACUAUCUACCCACACACACCAGAUGUUCAACCUGGUGCAGAUGAUGAAGCUAAACCAGCUCAUCACUAGAAGUAAAUCAAGCAAAUUGUUAUGUUUUUUGUAGUGAACAAAAGCUCUACUGUUUCUGUUAAAAAAAAUUACAGAAACAUUAAUUGAACUGGAAGAAUAAAUUUAUCAUUUUAAUCGAUACAGAAGGUUUGUAAUUGAUUCAAUAUUAAUUCCAACUUUUGAUCAUUCUUCUUUCAAAUAAAAAGUAUUCAAAGAAAAAACUCUAGGUACUUAGUUGUUACAUUAAACAAACAAUCAAUUUGAAAAAUGAUUGAUUCAAAAAUAUGUGUGCAUCGCUCUUACAAUAAAUCAGUAAAUUUCUGUUGAAAAGUACAUUUGUUGCAUUGUAUGUGAUAUUUGAUUGUAAAUAAACUUGAUUCAAGCUCA